This is a messenger RNA of Penicillium soppii, 468 nucleotides long. Its product is annotated as V-type ATPase assembly factor PKR1. NCBI's taxonomy places the organism in Eukaryota, Fungi, Ascomycota, Eurotiomycetes, Eurotiales, Aspergillaceae. Bases 1 to 468 code for a protein of 155 amino acids. Gene Ontology annotation, cellular component: endoplasmic reticulum membrane. The transcript has a single exon. Gene Ontology annotation, biological process: vacuolar proton-transporting V-type ATPase complex assembly. The record is from RefSeq and is a predicted model, not a curated record.
AUGGCUUCCUUUGUAGAGGACCUAUGGUCGAGCAUCUUUACCCCAGGACCCACACCGACCCUCUUGAUCGCAACCAACGUCAGCUUCGCCGCCCUCCAGUUCAUUUUCUUCGCCCUACUCCUUGCCACCUAUAGCCUCCACUUCGUCGCCUUAUCUAUCAUCAGUGGUGGACUAUGGUAUUCUAUCAACUGGUUCGCCGCAGAGGUGCGACUUGCCCAGCAAGCGCAGGAAAUUGAGAAGGAAAAAGAAACAAACACGCGCAGCAAAACACCCGGAGACGGCACCGACAGCGAAACAGAGACUGAAGAUGUCAAGUCUAGUGCUGUCACGACUGGGAGCACAAGCGCAACCUCUGGCUUUUUGUCCACCGAGCGGGAUUCCAAGAAACGACCCAGCGCUAGUGGUGAUGGAUCUGGGUAUGGGAGCACGGAUAGCGAAUGGGAGAAGGUUGAUGAUACCCAGUCUUGA